AUGGAGACUCUUGUUAGAUGCGGAGGUGGCGCGGAUGGCGAUGUGGAGGAUGAGGAGAAUGGAGACACAGGUCAUGACCCCCUUGGACCGGAUCCCUCCCGGCAGUCCGUUGGACGCCUGUUUGAGAUGCGCAUCUUAACCAUUCUUGGGGUCAUGGCUACCCCCAGUGUUCUUACCUUUGACACUGAGGGCCGUGCUAUUGACUUUGAGGUCUGGGUCGAUGACCUCGAGCUGUUCCUCCAGUGCGAUAGGGCAGACGGCCUCUCUCUGUUCGACCUCACCUCUGGUGCCUCCCCUGCCCCGCCUGCUACUGCUGACAGCACUGUUCGCUCACAGUGGGCGACACGCGAUGUUGCUGCCCGUCUUGUUGUGCGUCGCCACUUACCGACCACUGAGCGUGCACACUUUAGCCAGUGCAAGAGUGCUAAGACCUUGUACGACGCUGUAGUUGCACGCUACUCUUCCCCUGCCACUGCUGCACUGAGCCGCCUCAUGCUACCGUACCUCUUCCCUGACCUUGCUGCCUUUCCCACAGUUGCUGACCUCAUUACGCACCUCCGCACUAGUGACACUCGCUACCGCGCUGCACUUCCUGCUGAGGACCACUUCCUCUCAGUUUGCCCCACCACUCUCACCGUUGACCUCCCCGAGAAGGGCCUCCUAGCAGUAGAGACGAGCAUAGUCACUAUAGGAGCCUCUCGUGGUGACCCUCGCACCCCCGUCUUUGAGGGGUGUUCUCCCUCCCCCCUCUUGCCCUCUGUUGCGUCUGCUGCUGCUGCCGACCUCGUUGGUUUCUACGGGGUCGGCGAUGCGUCUGCCCCUAGCGGGAGACGCCGCACCGACAAGGGCAAGGGCGCUGGAGGGGCUAGCGGGGGCGGUGGAGGUGGUGGUGGAGGUAGUAAAGGGGGUGGGGGUGGUGGUGGGAGUGGUGGCGGGGGUGGCGGCGGCGGUGGCAGCAGUGGAGGCAGCGGAGGCAGCGGUGGUGGGGGAGGGAGCGGAGGCGGCGGAGGUGGCGGAGGCGGCAGAGGUGGCGGAGGCGGCGGAGGCGGUGGCGGUGGAGCUGGUCGCGACUCUGCGCAGAGGAGUGGGUCCGGUGGUGGUCCGCGCCAGCAGCAGCAGCGCGGUCGUGAGACCCUGUCCCCUCAGCAGCUUCGUGAGUGGUACGCUGCGCGUCAGCGCGGUGGGGGUACUGGUCCCUACACUUACGUCCUCCGUACCGGCGACCGCGCUGGUGAGCAGUGCGGGGGCUUGCACUCCACCCAACGCUGCUUCGGCCGCCUGACGGACGCGUGGCGUCACCAGUUCCCUGAGGCGUCAGAGAUCCCUCGCUGGGGAGAUCUGUCUAGGGCGGGGGUUGCCAUCUUUGAUCUUGACUAUGAUGCUAUCCUUGCUACCAUGUAUGCUGUGACUACUAGUGUUGAGGGUGUGUCCUAG
Closterium sp. NIES-65 is the source of this 1434-nucleotide messenger RNA. NCBI's taxonomy places the organism in Eukaryota, Viridiplantae, Streptophyta, Zygnematophyceae, Desmidiales, Closteriaceae. The record is from the annotation of a GenBank genome assembly.